AGCUGCAUUUUAUCCUCUCAGAUCUCAGGAUGUUGCUCCAUUCACUCUGAGGUGUAACUGAGUGCAAACCCUCAUCAGAGCAUAGAGAGGCCACGUGCAAACAAAAGACGGACUACGUUUUUCCAAGGCAGACUUGGGAGGUAAAAAGCUGUGUUUCGUCAACAAGAGGAGUUGUGUAAAGUGACCGGACAUCAGUGUGGAAAGAACAUAACAACCGACCCGAGUGGACUGGAGACCUUGAGCUGGAUAACAACCUUUCCUGUUGGUCAGUGUUUCCAAGACCGAGGACUAUCAUCACAAAAUCCUGCUUUGGCUCAAGCUCCUGCAGCUGAGAAGAAAACUGUGCAGGGGCCAGGAUGCGUAUGAUCCGCUUUCUCUGCGUAGCCUCUCUGCUGCUCUCGGUGCUCCCAUUCAUCGAGACGAAACGGUCCGGGAGGGGCAGAGGCCUUAAAGGAUUGAAAAAUAAACAUAGACGUGACAGAGCCAGGGUCCGAGGUGUUGGCCGUCACAGCAGAUCGGGACCCUUCAAGUUUGCGACAAACUGUUCAGAGUCAACAGACUCCGGAGAGGUUUUUGUGGAUUGCGAGCGUCGAAAUCUCGUGUCCAUCCCCACCUCAGACAUCUGGUCCAGGGCGCCCAAGCACCUCCUUUUAGCCCAGAACCAAAUCAAAGCCGUCCGUGAUGGGGCAUUUCUUGGAUAUCACCGUUUAGUCAGUCUGGACCUUCAGCAGAACCAGAUUUUUCUUGUGGAAGAAGGAGCUUUCAUGGAUUUGAAACAUCUUACAACCCUUCUUCUGCAACACAACCAGCUGAGAACACUCAGCGAGGAGGCUCUCAUACCCAUGCCAGACCUUAGCUACUUGCGUUUAUAUGACAAUCCCUGGAAUUGUCUGUGUCCAAUGGAAAGCCUCGUCCGUACUCUUCAAGUUCCAAGCAACCGUAAUCUAGGAAAUCAUGCCAGGUGUGCAGAGCCCAUCAGGCUCAAAAAUAGGAAGCUGAAGAGGGUCGACCCUGAGUUACUCUGUAAGGAAUUAGACACCAGUGUCAACGUAAAUAGCAAUUUAACCAACUUUUUGGAGCCCAGUCCAAUUCGUAGCAAAUCCGAUGCUACCACACUUUGCCAUACCUACAUUUUCCCUCGAAUAAGGAUGGAGUGCAGCAAACGGGGUCUGACUGAAGUGCCCUCAGGUAUCCCAGAGGACGUUGUUCAGGUUGAUUUGUCUCAUAAUUCCAUCCGUCACCUCAGACCCAACAAUUUCCGAGAAGCAAGAAGUCUCAGAAUCCUUAACCUCAGUAACAACAACAUGGAGCACAUCGACAAAGGUUCUCUGUCUGGCCUCUUGCAUCUUCGUGAGCUUGACCUGUCAGACAAUAACCUGCACUUCAUUCAGUACGGGGUUCUUGAAGACCUCUACUUCCUGUCACAGAUAAAACUGGGAGGAAAUCCCUGGGUGUGCAACUACAGCAUCCACUACAUGGUGUACUGGCUGCGCCUGCAUCCGGGAGUGAGGGACUCCGGCCUUUUGUGUCACUCUCCUCUUGAGCAUACUGGAGAAGAUGUGGAGGAAUAUGUUCAUUCCUACAACAGAGAGUGUCCAAAGGACAGACAGCUCAGCAGAAAAGAUCACGACCAAACAGACCCCGAGCUUUGGGGCACAGCGAUGGAAGUACAAGCAGAGCUGGAAGAGGACCUGGAGCCGAGCCACUUGAGAGUGCCAGAGAAAUACCAACUCAUCAGACUGUCUUGACUCCAAUACAAAUAUGAUCUAUAUAUUGACACUAAUAAGGCUAAGUCAUAACUCCCUUUCAAUGUUCUAAAAUAGUCUGUAUCGGGUUGAAAAAUUACUUUUUAUCGCUUUGGUGUGUUGCCCUUACUUUUGCUGAAUUCAAAAUAUAAGAAAUAACACUAUACGUGUUUUGGACCAUGCAAACCAAUAGACAGUGUAAAGACCAAAAUGCUUAAGGUAAUCAUAACAAGCAAUAUGAUGAGCAAAAACUCAUUGAUGCAUUUUCAGGAUGAGGCAUUUCAAAGCACCCAUGUAUGUUCAGUUGAUGGCUCUGCAGAUGUAUCGUUUUUGUCUUUCUUUGCCUUGAUGUUGGUCCAACAAGGGUAAAAAUGUUUUAGCAAUGACUUUUUAAAAACAAAGCUGCUCUUUGUCGGUCCGGACCUGACUCCAAAACAUGCCUGGCUGGAUGAUAGAUGAUAGAUUUCCAUGUGCAACCUAUUUCAGCAAAGUGUAGCCGGUUUCUUCAUUCUAAGUACAAAAAAAAUCCGAUCUGACAGGAAAGAAUAAAUCACACAAAUACUUUUGAUUAUCAGGAAAGUUGUCAGGUAGAAUGUUGUAAAACAGAAAUACACCCUGAAACAAAGAAACUUUUUUUUAUAAAGACUGUUUGACUGCCA
This is a messenger RNA of Cololabis saira (Pacific saury), 2404 nucleotides long. Its product is annotated as leucine-rich repeat-containing protein 17-like. The record is from RefSeq and is a predicted model, not a curated record. Lineage: Eukaryota; Metazoa; Chordata; Actinopteri; Beloniformes; Belonidae. Bases 357 to 1748 code for a protein of 463 amino acids. Gene Ontology annotation, molecular function: protein binding. The transcript has 7 exons. Gene Ontology annotation, cellular component: plasma membrane.